CCCCAUUCCUUCAACGAUCAUCGUCGCCAUCACAACCACCACACUCAUCCACACUACCUCAAACCGCCAAAACGUCGGUCGCAUUAAUCUACGCAACCCAACAACAACCACACCAACAAGCCGCCAAAAUGCCUCGCCAAAGCCGUGGUUCCGCCCGUCCUUCCGUCCCCGCGCGCAAGCCCGUGGCUCCUACCAACCAGCAGCAACAGCGUCCUGCUUCCACCUACGCUCCUCCCGCCGCUGCUCCCCACGCUCCUCCCGCUGCCGCCGCGCCCGUCUCCCAGGGCCCCGGUCUCUUUGGUCAGAUGGCUAGCACUGCUGCUGGUGUCGCCAUCGGCUCCUCCAUCGGCCACGCCAUCGGAGGCAUGUUCUCCGGUGGCGGUUCCUCCGCCGCCCCCGAGGCCGCCGCCGCGCCCGUCCAGGCUCAGGCCGCCGCCGCCCAGAACUCGUCGUGGGGCAACAACUGCUCCGAGGCGACCAAGAGCUUCACCCAGUGCAUGGACCAGCACCAAGGCAACAUGCAGAUUUGCGGCUGGUACCUGGAGCAGCUCAAGGCUUGCCAGGCUGCUGCUAGCCAGUACUAAAUACUGAACUCUUCUUCUCUCUCUCUUUGCCUCUCUCGUUACUGAGAGGUUGAGGGAGUCUGACGGUUCGGUAAGAGGGGGGGUGAAGAUGUGAAGGAUUUGGAAAUGGGAGAGAGAAAGAACAGAGAGGGGACGUGUGUGUGUGUGUGUACGAUUAGUUGAGAGGAGGAGAAAAGCAAGUAGCUUCGUUGCUUGGCUUUGUCGUCUUACCGCGAAGGCGCCGCUCAAUUUACGUCUCCCAUCCUCUCGAAGAAGCUCGAAGACGGGGUUCACGCAGCAUAUACCAACAACAACAACAACAUCAUGAUACCAGCAUUGGAGUUCAGGAAUUGGUCUCGAAGAUGGCGAUAUAUCAUCAUUAUCAUUAUAAGGAUAACACAAAGAACUGUACAAAUACAAGAUUUUUGCCUUCCUCUCUGGAGGGAUUA
This is a messenger RNA of Neurospora crassa OR74A, 1012 nucleotides long. RefSeq lists its product as hypothetical. Gene Ontology annotation, cellular component: nucleus; mitochondrion. The transcript has 2 exons. Lineage: Eukaryota; Fungi; Ascomycota; Sordariomycetes; Sordariales; Sordariaceae. Bases 129 to 584 code for a protein of 151 amino acids. The record is from RefSeq and is a predicted model, not a curated record. Gene Ontology annotation, biological process: mitochondrion organization.